UAUGUUUAGUCGCUCAUGAUCACACUCGAAACUUCUCGUAUGUGACCAUAGAUAUGCUUGGAACACAGCCGAGAACUUCCGACUGUCAAACGUAGUGUCGACACAGAUUCAAAAUGGAGAGCUCUAACAGGGAAACGGACUUCAUCUAUGCAGUUAUCAACAAUAUUCCUUCUUCAUACCAUUCGGCAGACCUAAGAAACUACUUCUCGCAAUUUCUAGAGACAAAUGGGUUCAAAUGUUUCCAUUUUAAACAUAGACCAGAGUCUAGAACAACUGAUAAUCCAACUUCUCGCGAGGAACAACGUUCAGGAACGUUUUGCUGUGUUGUCAAAGUCAAUGGAAACCGUUUCCAUGAAUUCAUGAAGAUGUACAACAAGAGACAUUGGCUGGAUAGGAAUGGAGACGUCCUGCCUGCUUUAUGUUUUUUAUCUAGAAUCAAAACAUCCGAACAGCCCAACGGUGAAAGCAACAAAUACAAAACAAGAGCAGAACAGAAAUGUGUUUCACAUGAUCGAGAACAGUUCACCAUCAGUGACCUUGAGAAAAUGAAGGAAUUACACCCUCCUGAUAUUAUGCCAAAUGGUAACGUGGGGACACCAACCGCCAUCUUCCUAGAAUAUAUAAAACAAUGUCGACUGCCACCAGUCAUUAUAAAAAACCUGGGACUGUCAUUUCCAAAGACAAGAUCAAACAAGAGGUAUGGGAAUGUUCCUUUUAAUUACAAUGGUACAGUUGUAGGUGAUGUUGGGUGUCAACACUCGGAAGGAGAGGAAAAUCCAGAGGUCAAAUCGUCUAAAGGUCAUGAGAUUCCAACAGAAAACACCCAGAUUGAUGAAGGCGAUCAGGUUUUAGGCAAAAAAGACGAGUCUUCAGAUCUAGACUCCUCGCAGAAUGUAAUUAAGGAUAACACAUGCACAAGUACACAAAAGAGUACUAGGGACAAAUUUAGACAGGACCCCGAGACUAAGAGAAGAUAUGAACUAAGAAUCGAGGAAAAUUUGAUUGGAAAAGAGGACAGGGAUUCUGAUGAUGACAAUGAUACAUGUGAGGAGUGGGAACGUCACGAAGCAAUGUAUGAUGACCCGUCAAACCAGGAGAGAAAUUCAGAGCGUCUGUUCGAGGAGGAGAUAGAACUGAAGUGGGAGAAGGGUGGCAGUGGUCUUGUCUUUUAUACAGACGCUCAGUAUUGGAAAGAGCAGGAAGGAGAUUUUGACGAGCAGACAACAGAUGACUUGGAUGUUGAUAUGAGUAUAUACUACGAAGAAGGAGCUGGUGAUAAGGAUGCACGGGACUAUGUGACGAUGCGACAGGAGACACGACGACGUGACGGUGUGGAACACACCGACAGAUUUAGUGCUGGCAUUGCCAAAAAGAGGCCUUCAAAUAUGAACCAUAGCAGUGUGACACAAAAAAUUGGGAAGUUUGAGCAGCACACUAAAGGAUUUGGACGUAAAAUUCUCACACAGCAAGGUUGGAGUGAAGGAGAAGGCCUAGGAUCAACUGUGAUCGGAAUUUCUGAGGCUCUUGAAUCGGAGGGUCAAGGUCCGAAGGACAAAGCAGGAUUUGGAUACAGAGGAGAGAAAUUAUUGAAGACGAGGGAUUUGAAGCAUAAAAAGCCACAUGUUGAGCGACUGAUAACAACAAAAUAUGAUGAUCCAUCAGAGACAGAUCCUGUCGAGCCUCUAUUACGACGAAGUCACCACUACCAUAUUUCUCACCGCCACAGCCAUCAUGUUGCCUUCACUGCUGCUCAGUCUACAGAAUAAACUAGUCAUUGAUUUACCCUCAUGUCAUGAGGUCAAGGUCCUUUUUAGUGCAAUUUAGGGAAAAGAUAUAAAAAAAAUAAAUCUAAUUAAAAUCUAGAUGGUCAUUCUCACUACGUUACAUGAACAUCUAACAACAUCCUGUAAGGGGUCACGUUCUGAUGACCUUUGAGAUCUGUGUAUUUCACUUUCAUGGCGAAUUGUCAAUUUGUUGAUGUCAUCGAAGCAAAACAUUUUGUCACAGCAUGUAGCAAACCAUUUUGGCACAGCAUGUAUAUUGCUAUAUGCUUUGUGGGACGAAAAAGACUUGAAAAAAAUUAACAGCUUAUGCAGCUCUGCACUCUAGUCAUGCUAAUUCGGACAUAUAAAAUUCACUUCCAGGAUUCUGGAAGUAGUAAUUUGAUUGGCUAAUCCAAAAGGUCACUCUGACGUGACCCCUUAUGGGAUGUUGUUAGAUGUUCAUGUAACGUAGUGAGAAUGACCAUCUAGAUUUUAAUAAGAUUGUAAAAAAUGUACUUACCGCACAUGUACCUAAAUGUAGGUUCUCCAAGGACUGGUAGAUAAAGGGUUGUUGUUUCCCUACAUAUGAUUAUAUUAACUCCAGUUGUUUCACUUUAUUUCUUAAAACGUUGUUUUAUCUUUCUUUAUUUAAAAACUAUUUAGGGAAAAUAAA
Pecten maximus is the source of this 2436-nucleotide messenger RNA. RefSeq names its product G patch domain-containing protein 3-like. Gene Ontology annotation, molecular function: nucleic acid binding. The record is from RefSeq and is a predicted model, not a curated record. Gene Ontology annotation, biological process: negative regulation of RIG-I signaling pathway; negative regulation of type I interferon production; positive regulation of DNA-templated transcription. NCBI's taxonomy places the organism in Eukaryota, Metazoa, Mollusca, Bivalvia, Pectinida, Pectinidae.